Messenger RNA from Mangifera indica (mango), 2236 nucleotides. Its product is annotated as protein WEAK CHLOROPLAST MOVEMENT UNDER BLUE LIGHT 1-like. The transcript has 3 exons. Bases 344 to 2047 code for a protein of 567 amino acids. Lineage: Eukaryota; Viridiplantae; Streptophyta; Magnoliopsida; Sapindales; Anacardiaceae. The record is from RefSeq and is a predicted model, not a curated record.
CUGAAAACUGAGUCAAUAUUUAAUCCUUAUUUUUCAUAUCUAUGGAGAUGCCAAAGGAGCUCCCAAAAGGCCACCAAAAUACAAAACAAUGAAAACAAAAAAAGUGCUUUCAUGGAAACAAUCCGGUUGAUCAGAAAUCAACUUCUGAGCCUCUCUUCAGUAUGUUCAUCGAUAAAUUCCAAGUAACUUGCCGAUCCAACCUCAAAUUCUGACAAGAUCACAGCCUUGUUUUCACCAAAAUUCAAACAAGAUAACACAACUAAGUUUUAUGCCAUGAUUCUUCAUUCUUUCAUAUUUUCUCUUCCUUUUCUCUCAGAAUUUCUAGGACUCCUCCAGAAAAAUCAUGGGUGAGAUUGAUACCAAAUCAAUUGAACCAGUUCAAGUUGCGCUGUCGUUCUUUGGCGAAUCUGGUGAUCAGGGAAAACAAAAGCCUGCCAUGAGUGAUCCGGAGAUCGAGAAGGAAAAGAAUGUUGAAGGGCUAAUGAAGGAUUUAGCAAAUUGCAAGCUUCAAUUGGAAGCAAAGGACUUUGCAUACAAGCAAGUCCUUCUGAAAUUAGAACACAACCAGAAAAUAUCUGAGGAACUUUCUACCCUGCUGAAGCAAUCUGAGGAUGAGAGGGAGAAGUACAUAGAACAAUUUACGGAAGCGAAGUAUUACAUCGAUGAACUUGAAUUGAAGGUGAAGGCGAUGGCGGAUCAGCUUUCAGAAACUGCAAAGCUUCGCGAGCAAAUUUUACAUGUCUUGAAUGAGUUAAAGGCAGCACAGGAAGAGCUGCUUAGAAUGGAAACAGAACUUGCUUCUGCUAGAGACUUGCAGUUCAAGGCAAUGACACAAGCUGAACUGAUGGAAAGUGCUGCAAGUAUGGAAAAGGAGAAGGCAGAAGAGCUUUUGAGGUGUGUCGCGGAGCUCAACGAAGCUCUUCUUAUGUCACAGUUAGCCGAUGAAGAGAAAUGUAAAAUUUUAUCUGAAAAGGAGGAUGAGAUAGAAUUAGCUAACGUAAAUGCAGCUCAAGCACAAUUAAAGCUAGAAGAGUUGAGAAAACAAAUGGAGGUUACUCAAGAAAUGGAGAGAGAGCUAUUGGCCAAGUCCAUAUACGUUGAUGUGCUACAAUUGGAGCUACAGCAAUCAGCUGAUCUUCUUAGUUCAUCAGAUCAAGCAACUUCUGAUGCCACCGAAGUUUUGAAGCAAUUAAAAGCAGAUAUGGAAGUAAAGGAAAGGGAGAACUAUGAUCAAGCACUUCACAUUGAAGCAUUGGAAAUGGAACUGAGGCUGUUGAAAUUGGAACUAAAGAAUUCAAAUGAAGAAAUAGGUUGCUACAAAUCUACUGUUGAAACGCUUACCGAUGAGUUGCAGAGGGCGAAAACCGAUUUGAAUGAGGUUAAGGAAAGAGAGAAUGAUGCACAAGUGGAAAUAGCAUUGCUCAAGUCUGAGCUUCAUAAAGGGAGGUCAAAAAUUGCAGCAGCAGAGGCUGCUGAAGCAAGAGCUGAAAGCAUUAAAUCAGGACUAUAUCUUGCAGUGCAAGAACUGGCAGUCGAAGCCGAAAAGGCGAAAAAGCAGAAUCAGAAGCUAAAAGGGGCAGAAAAUUCUUUCCAGGAUGUUCAAAUCCCACAAGCUGAAGAGUCAAAAACAGAAUCUGGAGAGAGUAUAAAUGAGAAAGAUGCCACAGUGACAAUUUCAUAUGAAGAAUAUGAGUUGCUGAUCAAAAACUCAAAGAUGGCAGAUCAAAUUCCCAUGUCAGAAAUGGACAACUCUAAUGAUUCUGAAAGCAAGGAUGAACUGGAUAUGGUGAAGGAAGAGCUGGAAGAGGCAACAAUGAAAAUCGGGGAGCUCAGAAAUAGACUGUCACAGGCUACAACAAGGGCUGAGGCAGCUGAAAAAGCUAAAAUGGCAGUUGAGGAUCAGCUGAGGAAGUGGAGAGAGCAAAGGCAAAAGAGAAAAGCUGCACUGAAAGAGGACUCCACACCUCAAGCACAAAAGUUUCCAACAUAUGAGAAGUUACCAGAAAUAUAUGAGCCCCUAGGCAAAGUUCUCAACAUGAAGUACUAGCUUCAUAAAUUCUGUUUCAUUGUUUGAGUUGAAAGAUUUACUAGGAAUGUGUUGAGUAUUGACUAAUAACUCAUGAGCCCAAUGACAAUUCUAAUACAUUCCACUCUGAAUUUUGCUUCUGACUCAAGCCUCUCUUGUAUAUCUAUGCAGUUUUUGAAAUCAAUAAAAUUAUAUACACCCACUUUUGUA